AUGCAAAGAACAAGUCUUGGUAUGUGGUACUCAAAUGAUACACGGCAAAAGGAAACCAAAAAAAAAAAUAAAAAUAAAAAUAAAGAAAAGAAAGAAAUGCAAAGCGAAAGUCCAAAUAUCAUGGAAGACAGAAAGGGAACUCGUGAGUGCAAUGACAAAAACGGACAGAUGGGAAUAAUAAAGCAGAUAAACAACAAAAAAGAGGAAAAAAUGUUCGUCCAAGGAUGGGAGUAUACUCAUGACCAGCAGAUUUCAAGUAUAUUAGCGAUGGAGCAGUUUCGUGCAAAUUCCAACGUCGAUGAGAUAAAUAACAAAGCUUUGCAGGGGGAAUAA
Monascus purpureus is the source of this 333-nucleotide messenger RNA. Lineage: Eukaryota; Fungi; Ascomycota; Eurotiomycetes; Eurotiales; Aspergillaceae. The record is from the annotation of a GenBank genome assembly.